This is a messenger RNA of Loxodonta africana (African savanna elephant), 832 nucleotides long. RefSeq names its product thioredoxin domain containing 2 (gene TXNDC2). Bases 1 to 726 code for a protein of 241 amino acids. Gene Ontology annotation, cellular component: cytosol. The transcript is spliced from 2 exons. The record is from RefSeq and is a predicted model, not a curated record. Gene Ontology annotation, molecular function: protein-disulfide reductase activity. NCBI's taxonomy places the organism in Eukaryota, Metazoa, Chordata, Mammalia, Proboscidea, Elephantidae.
AUGGAGAGUGAUACAGUUGAAGGCCUGGAAGAACAGGAAAUGAGGCUGGAGGAUCAAGAGACUAAUGGAGGCAACACUGACAAAAGUCCGUUACAGCUCCAGUCCAGCAACGCCACUCUCCCGGUCCUGGAGCUCUCGGAACCACCUCAGGCUCAGGAGAAGGCCUUGGCCCCCAAGGUCACCACCGUGCCCGAGGCGCCCACAGCGCCGCAGCCCGAGCAGGAAGCCGCCACCCGGCAGCCCACAGACACAGGCCAGCCCGCAGCAGGUGCCGCGCCGAGGUCGUCGGAACAAGCCAUCGAAGCCCUGGAAGGCGACGCUGUGAAACCCUCAGAGCAAACAAUCGAGUCCCUGGAAGGUGACACCCCAGUGCCCUCGGAAGAAACGACCAGGCCCCUGGAAGGCGACAAAGUGAUGGUGAUCCAGAGCAAGGAGGAGUUUGAGGCCGUGCUCAAAGAGGCUGGGGAGAAGCUGGUGGUGGUGGACUUCUCGGCCACGUGGUGCGGGCCGUGCAAGAUCAUCAAGCCCGUGUUCAACGCCCUGUCUUUCAAGUACGAUGACGUGCUGUUCCUGGAAGUGGACGCCGAUGAGUGCGAGGAGCUGAUUCAAGAGUGUGGAAUCGUGUGCAUACCAACCUUUCAGUUUUACAGAAAAGAGGAAAAGGUGGGUGAAUUCUGUGGUGCCCUUAAGGAAGAGCUGGAAUCCACCAUUACAGAAUUAAAGUAAUUAUGUAUUCUGAAAACACUGUAAACAGUUGGCUGUUGAUGGCUUGUGAUUAUUUUUUUUUUAAUUUACAAAAAUGGACCAGAUAUAACAAGAGUAUAUGUCCACA